Molecule: messenger RNA, 423 nt
Organism: Cylicocyclus nassatus
Lineage: Eukaryota; Metazoa; Nematoda; Chromadorea; Rhabditida; Strongylidae
Source: the annotation of a GenBank genome assembly
AUGAUGUUGCACACGUCGAUUCCUCUGUUUCUUGUGGUAGGAGCGACAUUCGGCAGCCACAUAACCUAUCAGACUGAAGAGAAAGGCGGAAAGAGAGAAGAAACAUUUCAAAAACCCUUAGAAGGAACUCACAAAGUCAUAGAAGGGAAAGCACGGGAACAAAGAAAAGACAUUCAGAAAGAAGGGGAAAAACUUCGUCAACUCAGAGAAAAGAUCGCAGCUGAAAAGGAGAGGCUUCGAAAAAUCAGAGAAGAUGUCAAAGCUGAGAGAAAAAGGGAAGAUACACACAAAGCAGAAGAAGAAAGACUUCGAAAACUCAGAGAUGACACACACAAAGCCGAAGAAGAAAGGCUCCGGAAACUCAGGGAAGAUACACACAAAGCAGAAGAGGAAAGGCUUCGGAAGCUUAGAGAAAAGGUUUGA